ACUUCCCGCCCUAGGUGCAAAUCGUACGCAGAUCUUUCUCCUUCCUCCGUCUCAACCAAAGGCCCUCCAGAUUCCAGCAUGAAAUAUCUCACCUUUCGCCGCUUCUCCACCUCCUUCGAUCAUGCCAAUAGAAACCGUAGCUCCAAUCCAGCGAUGAACCCUAGCUUCCUCUCAAUCCCCCACCGGACCAUCCCUGAGCCGCGGGGCCAGGACCACGACUUCGUCGCCGUCGCCCACAGCCACCUCGUCCACGGCGAGUGGCCCAAGAUCGCUGCCCUCGCCACCGGUCUCACCCCCUUCCGGAACAACCACAUCCUCCUCCGAAUCCAGCGCGAUCCCGUCCUCUCCCUCGAAUUCUACGACUGGGCCGCCCUCCACCACCCCAGCUCCCAAAAUCUAGACACUCACUCCAUAAUCCUCCACAUCCUCACCAAGGCCAAGAGAUUCAAGUCCGCCGAGUCGAUUCUCCGAAAAUUUCUCAUCCCCAGAACCCAAAAUUCCAGUGAGGAGCUCUUCGAUGCCAUCCUCUACUCGUACCGCCUCUGUGAUUCGACGCCGGGCGUCUUCGAUUCGAUCUUCAAAGCCUACGCCCACCUGAAGAAGUUCAGAAACGCCACCGACACGUUUUGCCGGAUGAGGGACUACGGAUUCCUUCCAAAGAUCCGAUCUUGCAAUGCUUUCAUGAGCUCGCUGCUCGAUUUGGGCCGGUGCGACAUCGUUUUGGCCUUCUAUCGGGAUAUGCGGCGGUGCCGGAUGUCGCCGAAUGUCUAUACUCUGAACAUGGUCAUGUGUGCUCUCGGUAACUCGGGGAAGUUGGAGAAGGCUUUGGAGUUGUUUGGGAAAAUGGAGACUUUGGGUUUUACUCCCACUGUUUCUUCUUUCAAUACGUUGAUCGCCGCACACUGUAAGAAUGGGCUUAUGGGUGCUUCUGUGAAGCUCAAGAAUGGCAUGGGCAAGAAGGGUUUAGAACCGAAUGUGGUCACCUACAAUACACUCAUUCAUGGGUUCUGUAAGGAAGGGAAUUUGCAGGAGGCCAACAAAGUUUUCAACGAGAUGAAAGCCGCCAAUGUGAGUCCAAACACUGUGACUUACAAUUCUUUGAUCAAUGGUUAUAGUCAGAUUAACAACAGCGAGAUGGGUAUGAGGCUUUAUGAGGAGAUGUUAAAAAGUAGGGUGGAGGUUGAUAUAAUAACAUACAAUGCUCUAAUUCUGGGUCUCUGUAAUGAAGGGAAGACAAAGAAGGCUGCAUACUUGGUGAAGGAGCUUGACAAAGAGAACCUUGUUCCAAAUGCAUCAACUUUUUUUGCUCUUAUAUCUGGGCAGUGCAAGAGGCAGAAUUCGGAGAGGGCAUUUCAGAUUUAUAAGGCCAUGAAAAAGAGUGGUUGUCAUCCGAAUUAUGAUACAUUCAAGCUGUUGAUAUCUACCUUUUGCAAGAACAAAGACUUUGAAGGGGCAAUUGAAGUGCUGAUGGAAAUGUUGGAGAGAUGGAUGGCUCCUGAAAAGGAUUUAUUGGCUGAACUUUUGGAGGGGCUUCGUGUAUCGGGAAAGAGCCACUUGGCCACUAGGUUGCUAUUGGGGACUGCUGAGGGAAGGCUUAUUCCGAAGGCAUAUUUUGAUGGUUUACUUAGUUCCAGUCAAUUUGAGGCUGGAAGCUAAUGAACAUAGAUGAGUAAUGUGGAAGAAGAAAGAGAACAGAGGAUGGGUAGACUGUUGCUCAGGGCUGACAAAACAUCAAGUUUAGCAUUGUAUGCUUGGAGAAAUUAGAAGAGCUAAACAUGGAUAUGUUUUUGUGGAUGGGGUUUUGACAAUUGCCUCCACAUCUUUAUACCUUUGUUGGAGGAAUUUAAUGUGUCUCAUACAGUGACUAGGCAGCAUUAUUUGCCUCAAUUUUGCAUAGACAGCAUGUGAGAAAGUAAUUCUUAUUAAAAGUUGUUGGACUUUGUGGAAUUUGCUUGAGGGAUUAUGUUCUCGGCAUCAUUUGGUAUGGAGAGCAGCCAAUAUCCUAGUCCUGUGUUCCUACUAUCUAUAUUUUUGCUGAGAGCACCUCUGCUGAUCCUGUUGGAUGACAUGUCUAUUCCUGUGAACUCUGUAGGGUAUUUGAGUUUGAUCUGCUGCUAGACAUAGAGCAGCAGUUUAACUGCAUGAUUUCACUGAAGGCUUAAAUUGUAGAUGCGAUUGAUAAUCUGCCACUUAUAUUUCUAGUCAAGCAUUACUCUUGAAGCCAGAUGUUCAGAUCUGAGAAAGAGGUAACUAGAAAGGAGACAAGAUGAAUGAAAGUGAAGGAGUUGUGGCAUGUAGAAGAGGAAAGUAGCGUGUGAGAAAUAUGAAUUCAACUUCAAUCCUCUAUGACUAUAUGAAUGGUACAAUGUGUCUAAUUUAAGUUAAUCUGUACUUCUUUCUGUCAUUUUUCUUUUUGGCUGUUAAGGCUAUUGAUUCAGACCCCUGGUGUUUCUUUUACUCCUUUUGAUUAUUUGUAAUUCUUUUCAACAGAAUCAUAUAGAUAUUUAGAAGAAAUGUCUUUUGCAAGCAUUUUCUUGAUAUGAUUGUCAUAACUUAUAGAGUUUAUCUGCAAGUACUUCCUCUAUAUGCUCAAUCUAUAUCAGCUUCUCUCUGAUCUCUAUAAUUGGCUGUAGAUUUAAACGAUGUAUAAUUUUGUUCAUAAGCAAGAUUUUAGAGUAAAGGGCAGCCCAACGCACGAGACUCCUAUCAUUGCAGGGUCUACGGAGAGUUAGAUGUACUAUACUUCUCCCUAUAUGCGGAGAGGUUGUUUCCAUGUUUCCAACCCAUGACCUUUAGGUCACAAUAGAGCAACCUUAUUGUUGUUCCAAAGCUCACGCUCUAAGCAGAUUUUAGAGUAAUUAUUGAAAAUCUUAAGAACUAGUUGUACUCAAAACAAACUUAUCUUGAUCCAAGAAACUUGAUAUUGAUAAUUUUUUCAUGCACAUGUUCGAGGUACACCAAUGUAGUUUUGGAAGUUUGCUAUUGCAAUAUGGUUUGGACUUUCCGUAGUGUAAUGGUUGAUCUUGCAAUUGAAAGUGCAUAUGCUUCCUAAGAAAUUUCCUGUGUAAAAUAUACCUAUUUCUUGCCACCUAUAAGGAUGCGAUUGUGUUAUUAGACAUAACAAACAUUAGACAUAACAACCAUUGAUGAAGUUAUGUUUGAACAAGUUACAAUGGUCUAGGAACAAAAAUCAUGUGGGGCAGGCACCAUAAUACAUCAUAUGGGGCAGGACUCUUUUUUUGCCAUGUUUUCUCUUACUCCCAUUUUAAAGAGAACCUAGAAGUCAAAUAAAAAUAGAACUUCUCCUUCUAACGGAAUCCGUUAAUUCCAUAAGAAAAUAGAAAAAUUUUCACGUGCCAAUAAAGAUCGUGCGCGAAGAAAGUUCGUCGCAUUCUCUUUCUUCCUCAUCAAGUGAUAUAUACUCAUUGAUUUUCUGAUACAUACCGUAAGCUUCAUUGAUACAUUCAUAGUAGCAACGCAAUACAUACCUUCAGGUAAAUUGAUACAUAGUUUACAGAAUAUGAUGUUCACUAGUACAUAGUAUAUGGCUAGUUGAUACACACCUAGCAAUAUAGUCAUCCAAUAUUCCAAUACAUAUGUCUAGGUAAAUCGAUACACAGUCCAGAAUAUGAUUCUCACAGUAUACACUACAUGACUAAGUGAUACACACUUGUCGGCAUCCUGAUACAUACCUUAAGCUUUUCUGAUGCACACCCAGCAGGAACCCAAUAUAUACCUUCAAGUAAAUUGAUACAUAGUUUUCGAAAUACUGUAUUCAUGAGUACACACUGCACAAUUAGACGAUGCACACUUAGCAAAAUAGUUAUCAAAUAUUUCAAUAUGUACCUUGAGGUAAAUCGACACAAUUUCUAAAAGAAAGAGAGAGAGACUCGGGAGGAGAAAGAAGCCCUCACGGAUGGGAGAGGGCUUGAUGAAGAAGAGGAUAGAAGAAGAGGCUUGACGAGGAAGAAAGAUGUUGCGGAUGGUUUUUCUUCGCAGAUGGUCUCUCUUGGCAUGUGCAAUUUUUUUUUCUUUUUUAUUUUUUUUCUUUAAGUUAGGUGACUGACGGACUUCGUUGGUGGGAUUCCUUUUAUCCCUAUUUGACUUUUGGGUUUCCUCUUUAAGAUAGAUGCAAGAGGAAACAUAUAAAAAAGGGAGCCCUAUCCUAUAUUUCUUUCUAUGAUGCCUGCCCUAUAUGAUUUUCGUUCAUAGUCUAGAGAACCAUUUUACUUUUAUACGAGGAAGAUCAACCACUAUCACCACUUUCAUGCCUUGAUAUAUAAUUGAAAGUCUCAAAGGAAUUUAUUUAGAGGAGGCAUACGUAAGGUUCCAUGCCAAUUGGUUCUAUGAGAUUUAAGGAUGAAAAGUUAUGAUAAGGUCUAUGUUGAGACUGUCAGACACUACAAUGUGCAUUCACAUGUUUGUGAAGUAAUUAUAUAGUGGUAAUUCUUGUGGCCCUGCACUGGAUGUGGGGGAUGACCCUUAACAACUUCCAAGAGUCAUAGCUGUUGAUAAGCCUAAUAUCUUAUAGGAAGCAUGAUACAUGCUAAUUUUAGAGGAUCUCUUGUUAAGUGGUGAGAACUCAAUGUACGAAAAUCUUAAGAGUUAUGAUUGCAAAUCUUGGAGAACACAGGCUUGGCCCCACCAAACCCCAGAAGCCAAAAACUUGUAAAGAGCCAUUCUGAAAAAAGUGAUCCACAGUUGUAUGGAUCUGAAAUUUAUUUGAACCGAGAAAUAGCAAGAAAAUAUUUCUUGUUUUUCUUUGAUUCUUAUAGUCCAGGACCAGGUGCACAUUCUGCAGACCAAAAUUGAUCCACCAACAUAUAAAGAGGAGAAAAAAUAAAAAAAAAAGUAUCUGGACUUAUUUUUUGCAGAUAAAAAUCUAAAUUUCAACAUCAAGACAAUCUUUAAACCCUAAAAUACCCCACCUACUCUUUUUAAACUUAGACUUGCAGCUAUAGGCCUUUCCUUAUUUUCUAAUAUAGAAAUUAUACUUGAGACCUAUAUUCAAGAGGAGCGGAAACAAGAGGGAUAGGCCAACUAGGUAGUUUCAUCUGUCUCUUCAUUGGCCUAUGAGAUAGCCACCGAAAUCAUCUCACACCCAUGUAAAAGAAGGGGACCACUGGUUAUAGCUGGCAUAGCAAUGGAUAGUAGUAGCGGUUGGCCCAUUUGUAAAAGCCCAUGUAAUGUUGGUUAGGGUUGUAAUUGAUCUGAGCUUGAUUGAAUAUUGGUUUGAUCAAUAUCGGCUGGAAAUUAAUUUCAAACUUGAAGCUUGAGAUGUUGAGAUCAAGCUUGGCUCAUUUAUUUUUUGUCUAGUUAUAAUUUAUGUGCAAAUUCACAUGGUUACUUUAAAUUUUUUAGAUAUAGGAUAGAUUAUAAAAUUUUUAGCAUGGAUUGGUCAUAAAUAUGCCUCCCUCAUGAAAUUCUUCAAGAUAUUUGAUAUAUCAUGUUCUUAAUCUAGAUAAGCCUUUUUUUCUUUAGCUAUGACCAACAAAUGACUAUGAAUUUGGAUUUUGGAGGAUGUUGGACUCUAGUUAUGCAUAGAAUCACGGGAAUCCCAACUAAAGGAGUCCCGCUUAGACUCCCUUCUUAGAGUCUAGCAAUGUUAGAAUCUUUCUAUAUAUGAUUUUGUGGUUUGCGCCUCCAAAGGAGAAUUUUAAUUAGAGUUGUAAUGGAAAUACAAAAGUUGGGAAAGGUAACUGCUUUUAUAUAAUGUUAGGGUCAGGAUUAAGACUGAGCCUAAUUGAUCCUUAUUUUCAACCAAGCUGAGCAUGAGCCUCUUUUGACUUGAUAAACUUAAAUCAAGUUGGAACUAAUUUGAGCUUGCCUCGAGCUUGACUGAAGUUAGUCCUAAGCCAGUUUCAAGCUAGCUUUUCAAGCUUGACCCAAGCCCAGUUCCAGCUUGAAUUAAAGCUAGGGCCUAGAAGACCCUCAAGCAUACCUCAAUGUCAGUAGUAGGUGGGGAUCUUGGGGCCAGCUAAAUUCAGGGAUGACUUAGGGAUAAUGGGUUUUUCCUGCUAUUGCAAGCUGCAAAAGCUCACACAUAUCCCCGUAAUCCAUGGGGGAAGAGUUGACAUUUUGAAAACAACCAUUCCUUCCUUUUUGUGUGGAUAACAACUUGUGGAAUUGAUGUAUCCCAAAAUUCGGCCAAAAGUUAUCUUUGUGGUGGAUCUUCUCAAUUUACUUAUCUUCUACCAUGAUAGUAGUUAUGCUACUUCUCUAGGCCUUUUUUGGAGUCUGGUUUCUUCUUUCUCUUUCUAUUAAUUCCCUGUUUUUUUAUUAAAAAAACAUGUUGUUAUGACCCUCUUGUCUAAUAUAAAUCCUUCUCCCAUCUUGUCAUUGGAUAGGGGAAGAAUAAAGAUGAGAAUAUAUUAGGAAAAAUCUUCAUUAUUCUUCUUUUGUCCAACUAUCUCCAUCCUUCAUGAACCACCAGCAUACCUGCUGCAUACGGUCUAACGCAAGCCAUGCCUUCUUGUGCUUGUUGUUGUCGCCUUCAUUGCUCCAAAGUCUUUUAGGCCUAGUUUGGAAAUGGGUCAGGGUGGUUUUAUCCCCACCUAGUCCUAGGAUAACACCCAAGUAGGCUUUUUUUUUUCGGUUUUUUAAUCCAGCCUAGGUUUCCAUCCCCAACAGUUCAAUCAACUUAAGGACGAGGGGGAUGGCUUUUGUUCCCCCCAAGAGAGGGAGAGGGGGGGGGGGGGGGGGUUCAAGGACUUUGAAAAAACCUUGUUUCGAGAGAGAUGGAGAGGGGUGAUGGACAGUAAUUUCUCUAAUGACUGAUACUGCCCUUGUUCAUCUCUCACCCUCUCUCCCUCCCGUCCUUUUCUCCUCUUUACUCUAGCCGCAACCACCCUGAUCUAUGAUCCAUCCAGCCUAUUCGCUUUGAUCUGUAGUUGAUUGUGCCUUCACUCCACUACUGCUCCUCUCAGCGCUAUGAGGUCUAUUUAAUCCGGCCCUUGGAGGCUUCUUCCUCGCCUUCUCCUCAUCUGCCAUUGUUGAAGGUAAAUGGCCAUGGAUCCCCACCCUAUCUGAGUGCUCUUGAGCCAUAGACUGCAUAUUGAAGGCCAGGAAGUCAAUGGACAAGGGAAUCUAAGCUUCUAGGUUUACAAUUUUUGAUCCAUUUUUCCUUGUUUUUGCAGGUGAGAGGUCAGGGGUAGCGACUACUUGUCUGGUUGCAUCAAAGGACAUCAGCUUGUGGUUUCCUUCUCUACUUGUGCUUCAAACUUGUUCAGGUGAGCAGAGAACAGCAGAGUCAAGCCCUUGUUCUUGCAUGGUUUUUUUUUUUUUUUUGAGGUUUAUAAUUCUUUUAGAUGUGUUGAACAGCAAUCUUGUACUUGCACGUUGGGAGAUUGAUUUGCAUUAGUGAAAUCAUUUGUUACUGAUGGUCUCCAACUCCUCUUUCUGAUUUCACAUUUUGCUUGUAUUUCUCCUUAUGCCUAUUAUUGUUCCUGGAGUAGAGGACCAUUACUGUUGCUCCUCUUUCUCCUAGGCUAUGAGAUGGUUCUAUAUGCACUCCUCUUGGCCAUGGCUGUGUUUCUUGUCUCCUUAUUUUUCUGUUGGUUCAUCUAGGUAAGGUGGUGGUCUUAUGGCUUGUAAUUUAUCAUCAUUGUACUUUUUCUCAGAUUCUGUGCUUUUCAGACAGGAUUUGUGGACAUGUAUUUAGCUAUUUGACUAGCUAUGUAUGUAUUGGCCAUGUAUUUUACUACUUGACUUCCUAUUUGGAUGCAUGGACUAUAUAUGAUGGUUGUGAUGUUUA
This is a messenger RNA of Phoenix dactylifera (date palm), 7753 nucleotides long. RefSeq names its product Tetratricopeptide repeat (TPR)-like superfamily protein. The record is from RefSeq and is a predicted model, not a curated record. Gene Ontology annotation, molecular function: protein binding; L-serine O-acetyltransferase activity. Gene Ontology annotation, cellular component: cytoplasm. NCBI's taxonomy places the organism in Eukaryota, Viridiplantae, Streptophyta, Magnoliopsida, Arecales, Arecaceae.